Molecule: messenger RNA, 1479 nt
Organism: Microdochium trichocladiopsis
Lineage: Eukaryota; Fungi; Ascomycota; Sordariomycetes; Xylariales; Microdochiaceae
Exons: 3
Coding region: 1-1479 (492 amino acids)
Biological process (GO): cellular response to nitrosative stress; nitric oxide catabolic process
Cellular component (GO): intracellular anatomical structure; membrane
Molecular function (GO): nitric oxide dioxygenase [NAD(P)H] activity; FAD binding; oxygen binding
Source: RefSeq, a predicted model, not a curated record
AUGGCGGUCGAGUCGAUACCCAAGCCCUCCAUGACACCCGAGCAGGUCGCCAUUGUCAAGUCGACGGCGCCCAUCCUCAAGGAGCACGGCGUCGCCAUCACGACACACUUCUACGCCGCGAUGCUCGCCGCCCACCCGUCACUGCACAACAUCUUCAACCGCGCCAACCAGGCCACCGGCGACCAGCCCCGCGCCCUCGCAAGCCUCGUCUUCGCCUUUGCCGCCCACGCUGACGACCUGCCCGCCCUCGAGCCCGCCAUCCGCCGCGUCGUCCACAGGCACGUCUCCCUCCAGGUCCAGCCCGCCCACUACCCCAUUGUCGGCGAGUUCCUCAUCGCCGCCGUGGCACACAUCCUCGGGCCCGACACCGUCACCCCGGCCGUGGCCGACGCCUGGACUGCCGCGUAUGCCGUGCUCGCAGACAUCUUUGUCAGCGCCGAGGCGGACAUGUACCGCGACAACCAGGACCGCGUCGACCCCGUGACCGCUCACAAGAUCUGGCCCACCCCGGCCGGGCAUGAUGGCUGGCGGCCGUUUGUGAUCCAGCGCCGUGUCAACGAGUCUCCAGACGGCAGGAUCGUCAGCUUUUAUCUCGUCCCCCAAGAUGCCCUUCCUUCUUCGUCCGAUGAGGGGCUUGGUCCAAAACAGCACCAGCCCCUCCCGACCUUCCUGCCGGGGCAGUACAUCAGCAUCCGCGUCCCCGUCCCCGAGCAUGGCGGCGGAAAGAUACUGCAGCCGCGGCAGUACUCGCUCAGCGAUGCCCCCGGAAAGGACUACUACCGCAUCACGGUCAAGCGCGAUGUAGAGCAGCACGUCGUCGCAGAAUCUCAGCAGGGGCAUCAUCCCCAGGUCCGUCCUGCCGGCCUGGUGUCGAAUAUCCUGCACGACAACUACAAAGAGGGCGAUAUUGUCGAGGUCACAUAUCCCAUGGGCGAAUUCUAUCCCCCCUCCAAAAACGACGAGGAUGUGCUGCCAAAUGGGGCAGAGAAGCCAAUGGUCCUCAUCUCCGCGGGCGUCGGCAUUACGCCCGUGAUGUCGAUCCUCAACACCGUCUUGGCCGCCGCCAACGGCAGCAGCAGCGAGGGCGGCGGCGCCAAGCGGCCGUCGUCAAGAAGAAGCAGAAGCAGCAGAAAGGCGCCGAUAACCUGGAUCCACGGCUCGCACAGCACCACGGCGCGGGCGUUCCACGAGCACGUCGCAGAGGUCGUCUCGGCCCAUCCGGGGGUCGUCAGUGCGCAUCUGUUCCUCACUGUGCCCCCGGGUGACAGCAGCAACACCGAGAACGGUGUCCAGGGCCGAGAAGGAGAGGGACAAGGACACGAGAGACAAAAAGGCGGGCUGUUCCUGGACGACCCCACGGCAGAGUACUUUGUCUGCGGCCCGCGCGGGUUCAUGGACGCGGUGCGGGACUACCUCGUCGAGAAGAACGGGGUUGACGAGGCGAGGGUGUUUCGAGAGGUCUUUGGUACUGGCAGCUGA